AGCGGGAGGCAGCAGUGCAUUAAACCGUCCCCGGUCUGCGGGAAAAAGGAGAAGAAGAAGAAGAAGUUGAAGGGUAACAUGGCAGCUGGCAUCAGUGUUAAACAUGGAUUAUUGAGCAGUAAAACCUGGCUGUAUCUCGCUGUUCACAGACAGAUUUCACCCAGCGGUGCCGGAGUCCACAGAGCCGCCAGCAGCGCGACGGCGGACUCACAACACAACGAGAAGUUCUGCUUGGAUCUGGUCCGGUCCAGAGACUAUGACGGCUUCGUGUCCUCGCUCCUCCUCCCGGAGGAGGCGCGACGCUCCUCUCUGGCUCUGAGAGCCUUCAACGUGGAGCUGGCACAGGUGAAGGACUCCGUUUCCCAGAAGACCAUUGGUCUGAUGCGAAUGCAGUUCUGGAAGACGGCCAUAGAGGAAAUCUACCGAGACGAGCCGCCGAACCAGCCGGUCAGCAACGAGCUGUGGAGGGCGGUGAGGAAACACUACCUGACAAAGAGAUGGCUGCUGAGGAUCAUAACAGAGAGAGAAAAGGAUAUGGAUGACAGAGCCUACAGGAACCUGCAGGAACUGGAGAAGUAUUCAGAGAACACACAGUCCUCCUUAUUAUACCUGCUGCUGGAGUGUUUAGGGGUGAAAAACGUGCAUGCGGACCACGCAGCGAGUCACAUCGGGAAAGCUCACGGAAUCGUGACGUGUCUGAGAGCGACUCCGUAUAACAGCAGCCGACGGAAAGUUUAUCUGCCAAUGGACAUCUGCAUGUUGCACGGAGCUUCUCAGGAGGACUUCAUCCGCGGCAGCCGGGAGCAGAGCAUCCGAGACGUCACCUAUGACAUCGCCAGUCAGGCUCACGUUCACCUGGAACACGCGCGAUCGUUCAGCCACGACGUCCCGGCAGCUGCUACUCCGGCUUUCCUCCAGACGGUGGUGCUGGAGGACUACCUGCAGAGAGUGAGGAGGGCGGAUUUUGACGUCUUCCACCCGAGUCUGCAGAACAGAAACCCUCUCCUCCCCAUUCAGCUGUACUUCCGCUCCUGGAAGAAGACCUACUGAUACCAGUCCACCUCCUUAACUCUGUUCCCAGUGAUUCCAGUUUGACUGAAGCUCAGACAGUCCACCUCUCUGGGGGGAAGGGAGGGAGGGGGGCAUUCUGGCUUAGUGCAGCAGGUCUGCAAAGAAAUCUUGUUUUGAAACACAGCGCUGCCACUGAUGUCUGCCUCUUAAAUAAAAAAAACACAAGAACACCAGAGACACCAGCCGUCAUUUCUCUACUUCUGUCCUGCUUCAGUCACACAUUCAGUAUUUCACUGUCGCCAUAAUCACUUGAAUCCAAGUAUUUCAUAUUUAAUUACAACACUGCAACACUUUGAUGAGAUGUGUUCUUUGAGUUUUAAGUAUAAUUACGGUUUUGCUGCAAUUUGCGUUUUAUUUUUUAGGCUGUUUUCAACCAGAGAGUUUCUGCAGAACCUGCAGAGGAACUAAUCUCAAGAACUAAACCAGGAAGUAAAAGUCUCUUUGGUGCAUUCCUGUUUCUGCCAGAUCUGAGGAACUGUGAAGAUUAUGCAAAUUAGACUCAUUGCAGAUUUAAAAAAAACAAACCAAAAA
Messenger RNA from Thunnus maccoyii (southern bluefin tuna), 1602 nucleotides. It is a transcript of the gene ndufaf6, whose product is annotated as NADH:ubiquinone oxidoreductase complex assembly factor 6. Gene Ontology annotation, biological process: biosynthetic process; mitochondrial respiratory chain complex I assembly. The record is from RefSeq and is a predicted model, not a curated record. Lineage: Eukaryota; Metazoa; Chordata; Actinopteri; Scombriformes; Scombridae. The transcript is spliced from 9 exons. Gene Ontology annotation, cellular component: mitochondrion. The coding region runs from base 79 to 1050 and encodes 323 amino acids.